GGUCUGAUUGGGUGGCAAGCAGCCACAAUGGAGGUGAUGAACCUGAUUGAACAGCCCAUCAAGGUGACCGAGUGGCAGCGGACCUACACCUACGACUCCGGCAUCCACUCGGGCGCCAACACCUGUGUGCCCUCCGUCUGCAGCAAGGGCGUCAUGGAGGAGGAGGAGGCCUGUGGGCGCCAGUACACACUCAAGACCUACACCCAGGGGGUAUCCCAAAGCCAAGGUGACCUGGACUACCAGAUGUCCACCACGGCCAGAGCCAAGCGGGUGCGAGAAGCAAUGUGCCCCGGCGUGACGGGUGAAGACAGCUCACUGCUGCUGGCCACCCAGGUCGAGGGGCAGACCACCAACCUGCAGCGACUGGCAGAGCCGUCGCAGAUGCUCAAGUCGGCCAUUGUACACCUCAUCAACUACCAGGACGAUGCCGAGCUGGCCACCCGGGCCUUACCUGAGCUCACCAAACUGCUCAAUGACGAGGACCCGGUGGUGGUGACAAAGGCAGCCAUGAUUGUCAACCAGCUGUCAAAGAAGGAGGCGUCGCGACGGGCCCUGAUGGGCUCUCCGCAGCUGGUAGCAGCCGUCGUGCGCACCAUGCAGAACACCAGUGACCUGGACACGGCCCGCUGUACCACCAGUAUCCUGCACAACCUCUCCCACCACCGAGAGGGGCUGCUCGCCAUCUUCAAGUCGGGCGGCAUCCCUGCCCUGGUCCGCAUGCUCAGCUCCCCUGUGGAGUCGGUCCUGUUCUAUGCCAUUACCACCCUGCACAACCUGCUGCUGUAUCAGGAGGGCGCCAAGAUGGCUGUGCGCCUGGCGGACGGGCUACAGAAGAUGGUGCCCCUGCUCAACAAGAACAACCCCAAGUUCCUGGCCAUCACCACUGACUGUCUGCAGCUCCUGGCCUACGGCAACCAGGAGAGUAAGCUGAUCAUCCUAGCCAAUGGAGGACCCCAGGCCCUUGUGCAGAUCAUGCGUAACUACAGUUACGAGAAACUGCUCUGGACCACCAGCCGCGUCCUCAAGGUGCUGUCUGUGUGUCCCAGCAAUAAGCCUGCCAUUGUGGAGGCUGGUGGGAUGCAGGCCCUGGGCAAGCACCUGACCAGCAACAGCCCCCGCCUUGUGCAGAACUGCCUGUGGACCCUGCGCAACCUCUCGGACGUGGCCACCAAGCAGGAGGGCCUGGAGAAUGUGCUGAAGAUCCUGGUGAACCAGCUGAGUGUGGACGACGUCAAUGUCCUCACCUGUGCCACAGGCACGCUCUCCAACCUGACGUGCAACAACAGCAAGAACAAGACGCUGGUGACACAGAACAGCGGCGUGGAGGCCCUCAUCCACGCCAUCCUGCGUGCCGGUGACAAGGACGACAUCACAGAGCCUGCCGUCUGCGCCCUGCGCCACCUCACCAGCCGCCACCCCGAGGCUGAGAUGGCCCAGAACUCUGUGCGCCUCAACUACGGCAUCCCAGCCAUUGUCAAGCUGCUCAACCAGCCCAACCAGUGGCCACUGGUCAAGGCAACCAUCGGUCUGAUCAGGAAUCUGGCUCUGUGCCCAGCCAACCAUGCCCCACUGCAGGAGGCCUCAGUCAUUCCCCGCCUUGUCCAGCUACUGGUCAAGGCCCACCAGGAUGCCCAGCGCCAUGUGGCUGCAGGCACUCAGCAGCCCUACACGGAUGGCGUGAGGAUGGAGGAGAUUGUGGAAGGCUGCACAGGAGCGCUGCAUAUCCUGGCCCGGGAUCCCAUGAACCGCAUGGAGAUCUUCCGACUCAACACCAUCCCCCUGUUUGUGCAGCUCCUGUACUCGUCGGUGGAGAACAUCCAGCGUGUGGCUGCCGGGGUGCUGUGUGAGCUGGCCCAGGACAAGGAGGCGGCCGAUGCCAUCGAUGCCGAGGGGGCCUCGGCGCCGCUCAUGGAGCUGCUGCACUCCCGCAACGAGGGCACUGCCACCUACGCUGCAGCUGUCCUGUUCCGCAUCUCUGAGGACAAGAACCCAGAUUACCGUAAGCGUGUGUCCGUGGAGCUCACCAACUCCCUCUUCAAGCAUGACCCGGCUGCCUGGGAGGCCGCCCAGAGCAUGAUUCCCAUCAACGAACCCUAUGCAGAUGACAUGGAUGCCACCUACCGCCCCAUGUACUCAAGCGACGCACCCCUGGACCCCCUGGAUAUGCACAUGGACAUGGACGGGGACUACCCCAUCGACACCUACAGCGAUGGCCUCCGGCCCCCCUACCCCACUGCGGACCACAUGCUUGCCUAGCGGCCACCCCAGUAUGCACCUCCCUGCCUCGCCGCCCUCUCCUGUCUGCGGGUGGCUGAGGACCCAUUUUCUGUCUCCAGAGCUCCCCCUAGUGGAGGCCCUCCCAUUUCUCUGCUGAAACCCUAGCUCCUCGGGUUGGGGGACAAGUAUGGGGGCCCUUGGCUACCUAGCUCCCUAGCAGGGUGUACCCAGCCUGCCUCAGUCUUCCCCUCCCGAGGGUGGGGCGUCCUGGCCCCCAGCCAUUCUGGGGGUGGUGGUGGGUGGCUGACCAGGGCGCCUGAGCUGGAGGGCCCCCACCCCUUGACCCCCGUGUCUGCCCCAUCCCAGGUGUGCAUCCUCACCUGAGAGACUCCGUGAAGGCGAUGGGGCGAGACAGAAAGUGCCUGAGCGGGGCAGCCAGCCGUGACAUCCUGCCAUGCCCCGCCUCCAGAGGUCCCCCGCAGGUCUCUCCUGGAAUGGUGUUCUGCUCCCGAGUUUUCCGCCCCCUCCUGGCCACUAAAUCUUGAGACACAGCCGCCCACUGCUUUUCUGCCCGCCCAGCCCGGCCUGCCUGCCUCCCUCCAGCUGUCUGGGCUCUGCAGGGCCUGGGUUCCUCCUGGGUCAGAUUUCCUCACUGAGCUUUACUGACCAACUGCCCUGGGGUCUCCAGGACCCAAGUUCAGGGUCCCACCCCCUGAAAUCCAAAGCUUCUCUUCAAGUUCAGGGACUGUCCAGGGGAACUGGGGCGUAGACGUGGAGGGUGAGUCCCCCACUCCAGGAGACUGCCCGCCCUCUCUCCGGGACGCCAAAUAGGCUUCAACCCCUCCCUCACACCCCGUCCUACCACGCAGCCACCCUAGCUGCCCCCACCCCGAGAAGUGCUCUUGGCUGACCCCUCUGGUGUGCGGUGAGGGGCUUUCUCUUCUUCCUGUUUCAGGUCCCCCCACCUCCUGCACUUGGUGUGGGGGCUGGGCAAGGCCCUGGCGGAGAGUUUUAUUAUUAUCGCUUUACGUUUUUGGUUAUUGGUUUUUUGUAUAGACCAAAGCAAUGAGAAUAAAAAUGACACACAGAU
This is a messenger RNA of Tupaia belangeri chinensis (Chinese tree shrew), 3307 nucleotides long. RefSeq names its product junction plakoglobin (gene JUP). The transcript has 15 exons. Lineage: Eukaryota; Metazoa; Chordata; Mammalia; Scandentia; Tupaiidae. The record is from RefSeq and is a predicted model, not a curated record. Gene Ontology annotation, molecular function: cadherin binding. Gene Ontology annotation, biological process: cell adhesion. Bases 28 to 2256 code for a protein of 742 amino acids.